CCCUGUCCAGUUUUGCACAAGAUCCUUCCCAGGAUACUUCGUAGCUAGAAGGUACUUGCUUCGAAUAUUAAAGAUAUGUCAAGAAAAUUCUUGCAGCUUAGGUUCUACUCCUGCAGAGAUAGUAUGCAUGAGAUAUAUAUAUUAACAAGGAACUCUUUUAUGAAGAAUGUUACCAUUAGUUUCAAAAAAUUAAAUACAUGAGUCUAGUGAGUAAAAUAUCAAUGGAUUUGAAAAUAUUAACUAAUUUACAUUUCAGAUUGUCCUACCAUUGCACAAGGUCAGGUAUUGUCAAAUGUUGAUGUUGUGGACGUUCAGAAAUUUCCCAACUUCUUAUGAUAUGGUCACCAUGUCCUUUAUCCUAAGAAGAGCUAAUUCAGUUUGUAACAAAAGCCAAUUUUUGCAUCAUUAAGAAGACAGUACCUAAAGUAGGAUAUUUUACCUUCACCUUCAGUGAGCCAGUAAAUCAGCAAAGAGGUAACUGUGCAAAGAAAAAAGUUAGCUAAUAACCUCUGAUGCAUUUAGCAAGAUUUAAAAUAGUUAAGUGUCCUCCUCUUUUCAGUUCAACCAAUAUGCAGCAAGUAAAAUCAACAAAAUACCUAAGCGCCCUCCACUUUUAAGUUCAUCAAUGUGAGAAUAAAGAUUGUAGAGUUGAAAGAGACAUACUACAAUGGCUUCCUUGGUGGCGUGCUGCUGGUCGGAGUGGGGGCGACGGCUUCCUGUGUUGGAAUUUGGGCUUGGCCUAUUAAAUAUUUCAACUAUUCCAAAUAAAUCUCAAAUGCCCAUGUGGGCAUGAGGAAGUGGUGAAGGGGUGCAAACCUUUAAUCCCACAUUGUUAGGGGAAGUUGAGGAGGUCCUAUGGAUCUCCUAUAUAUCUAACCCAUCGGCUACCACCAGAGAACACAUCAACUCAAGCUAAGGUUACAAAACCGAGCUAGGGUUACAAAACCUAGAGUUUUGCCUCUUUCUCGCUGAUGUGCCGCCAUCGUAGUCUAAAUCCAUCCCGAGCGUCGGCGUGCACCGACGAUCGGGAGAGCAGGUCUCCGGAACCUCCGUCCUUGAGAUCCUGCACCGGGAGAGGACGAAUAAGGUUUUUGGGAAGCGCCCGGCGCGACUGCUCUAAGAUUUUCAUCACGGCUCGUCCUUCAUCCAAGUCAGGCGCAGCGGCGAACCGUCGUCUGCGACAUCGGCUGCUGCACUCCGUCAACAAGACUGUCUUCGUCCGAUCAUCUCUGUUCGUCUUUCCAAAAGCCAAGGCUUAGUACAUAAUCUGUUUUUCCAUCCAGUUCUUAAUCAUGUUCUCAGUGUUAAUCAUCCUGUUGUGCCUUGCCACUAGUAUGAUAGAGUUGUUCAUGCUAGAUCUAGUUAUGUUCAUGAUUUAUUUAUUUCGGAAUUUAAUCAUGCAAUUGCCUAAUACUUCAACAAUCCAAAAACCUUAAUAUAGGCAAUAUGUUGAUUUUACUAUGGCUGGUUUUGCUGAUGCAUUGAGGCCAAACAAGUUUACUGGUGUGCACUUUAAGAGAUGGCAAGUCAAGGUUCGUCUCUGGCUUAUUGUGCUGCAUGCAUGGGAAGCGAGGCUUGGUAUUCCGGCAGGUGAACAUUCUCCUGAGGAGAGGAGGAAGUUCACGGAUGCCAACAACAUUUUUGUGGGAUGCGUGAUAAGUGUUAUUGUUGAUCGUCUGGUUGAUGUGUACAUGCACAUAACAGAUGCAAAAGAGUUGUGAGAUGCAUUGGUUGCUAAGUAUGAUGCAACAGAUGCUGGCAGUGAACUAUACACCAUGGAGAGCUUUCAUGACUUCAGGAUGGUGAACAACCGUUCUGUUGUAGAACAGGCUCAUGAGAUACAAUUUCUUGUCAAAGAACUCAAACUCCUGAAGUGUCCUUUACCUGACAAGUUUGUGGCUGGGUGCAUAAUUGCAAAGUUGCCUUCCUCUUGGAGGAAUUUUGCCACUACUCUAAAACACAAGAGAUAGAAAAUAUCAGUUGAAAACCUGAUAGCAUCUCUUGAUGUUGAGGAGAAAGCUCGGGCUAAGGAUGUUUCUGAGAAUGGAGGUGAGGGUAACUCUAGUGCCAACAUGGUGCAGAAGCACCACCCACACAGCAAGAACAAGAAGGCUGCCCACAAGCCUGUCAAGACUACUACCUUCAAGAAGAAGAAGACAACAAACUUCAAAGGAGGUUGCUACACGUGCGGUGAUGGGGGACAUUUCGCAAGAGACUGUCCAAAUCGUGCAGACCGCAAGGCAAAGGCUAAUCCAGGGACAGGAUCCAAGGAUGUCAACAUGACAACACUAGCAAGCACUGAGGAUGGGUACGGCCAUCCAAGGUUCAAGCGUGCUGAUGGGAAAUGGGUCACAUGCUUCUGUUCGUGGUGUUGGUACGAUAGAUCUGAAGUUUACUUCGAGAAAGAUCGUGCAGCUGAAGAACGUGCAGCAUGUCCCAACUAUCAACAAGAAUCUAGUGAGCGGCUCCCUUCUGUGUAAGGAUGGGUUUAAGGUAGUGUUAGAGUCCAAUAAAUUAGUUGUGUCAAAACAUGGACAAUUCAUUGGUAAAGGCUAUAAUUGCGGA
Messenger RNA from Panicum virgatum (switchgrass), 2565 nucleotides. RefSeq lists its product as uncharacterized. The transcript has 2 exons. The record is from RefSeq and is a predicted model, not a curated record. Bases 2073 to 2480 code for a protein of 135 amino acids. Gene Ontology annotation, molecular function: nucleic acid binding; zinc ion binding. NCBI's taxonomy places the organism in Eukaryota, Viridiplantae, Streptophyta, Magnoliopsida, Poales, Poaceae.